AUGGACCAUAGCCGGCCAGCUAGCUUGCCACGCUGCGUCUCCAAGCCGGCAGCCACGCGGAGCAGCGUCCCAACCCAGCCUCACCCACCCUCAUCCAGAGGUGCUGAGGAACCUGAGAAGCUUGCGGCUCUGGGGGCUAAGGAUGGGGCUUGUGGCCCCAUUAAACCUUCAGGUACCCGGAGAGGAGAUCUGGCCUGCACCAUGAAACUGUGGCUCUUUGCCUGCCUGGUCGCCUGCUUUGUUUGGACCUGGGUGCCUGUUGUCCAUGUCCAAGGUGCCUUUGAAGACUGCUGCCUGGGUUACCAACCCAGGAUCAAAUGGAAUAUUCUCCAGCACGCUAGGCAUUAUCGCGUGCAGGAAGUGAGUGGAAGCUGCAACCUACGUGCUGUGAUAUUCCACUUCCGCCAGAAAGGCAAGGUGUGUAUGAACCCAGUGGACAAGGAUGUGAAGAGGGCGAUGGAGAUCUUGAAUGCUAAGAACAAGCCAGUUGACAACCCCCAGAAGACCACUUCAGGCUCUCAUACUGAGAGGAGGAAGUUAAAUCAUAUGAAGUCUAAGGUGAGGAACCCCAGCAGCACCAGCAUGAGGAACGCCACCCUAGGCCGGUCUAGGAUCGUGAUGAUGACCAGAAAGAUCAACAAUUAAGUUAUUCAGAGUGAGCACCAGCCAGACAAUGGGAGGAGUCCCCUGAAGUGCUAUCUUCUGGACAUGACAUGGCCACUGAACUCACAGAAGGCACAGUUACCUGGACUUGACUGGACUCAGCAGUGUUUCAGCGUGGGCGAGUGAGGGACUCCCAGGGCCCCACCCCUCAUCAAGGAGCUAUUGGCUGUUAAUGAUUGCUGGGGAGAGGGAGUCUUUUUCCCCCAGAAGUGUUGCCAUAGUCCAGUAUAUAACCCCCACCCAUGCUCAGGCAAGCAACCCUAAUUACAUGCAGGGAGUCACACACAAAAGAAAGAGGUAUGAAAGUAGGACAGGGCUUGUUAGGAAGAAGGAUUCAGUGGGAGAGAGAGGACUACAGCAGGAUG
This is a messenger RNA of Peromyscus eremicus (cactus mouse), 1028 nucleotides long. It is a transcript of the gene Ccl25, whose product is annotated as C-C motif chemokine ligand 25. The transcript has 6 exons. NCBI's taxonomy places the organism in Eukaryota, Metazoa, Chordata, Mammalia, Rodentia, Cricetidae. Gene Ontology annotation, biological process: monocyte chemotaxis; positive regulation of ERK1 and ERK2 cascade; inflammatory response. Gene Ontology annotation, molecular function: chemokine activity; CCR chemokine receptor binding. Gene Ontology annotation, cellular component: extracellular region. The coding region runs from base 1 to 645 and encodes 214 amino acids. The record is from RefSeq and is a predicted model, not a curated record.